AUGAUGAAGCUUCUGCUUGUUGUCCUGUGUGUGGCAUAUGCCAGUUCUAGAGAUAUCAAGCUGGUUGAAGAGAUGUCUGUAGUAAACUCUGAUGUGUCUUCUGAGAAUGACUUUGGAGUUUUUACCAACUGUGGAAAAUCACAACUGUCUGGAAUGUGGACUCCUAAAGUUAUAUCCACCCAUGGACAGGUUACAGUUGAUGUUAACUUCACAGCUCCCUACGAUAUGGAUGGUGGGUUUGCAGACGUGGCUGUCUACAGACAUGCAGAUCAUGUGAAAGUUGUGGAGUAUGGAACACCCUUUAGCUGUGAGGAGAUUGUCAAAUAUAUUCCUUGCCCUCUCAAGAAAGGCCAAGUUAUCACUUUGCAUAACACCAUUCCAGACUUGAGUCAGCUGUCCGGAUACCAGGGUGUAUUUGAUAUCGAAACAUACGUCAACAAUGAUGAUGAUCAACAGUUGCUGUGUGUGAGAGCAACAGUAACUGUGACUCGAUAA
Messenger RNA from Candidula unifasciata, 495 nucleotides. The record is from the annotation of a GenBank genome assembly. Lineage: Eukaryota; Metazoa; Mollusca; Gastropoda; Stylommatophora; Geomitridae.